AAUUUUUUUUUUUUUUUUUUUUUUUACAGUGCAUGGAAAAAGAAGGGGGGUAGAGGAGGGGUGCUCAGUGCAUCAUGGGAAGUUGCCCAGCAGCCUAGACCUAUAGUAGUGAACUAAAGAAUGGUUUUAGCAACAUGUACCUAAUAAAGUGGCAACUGAGCAUAUGUGACUAAAGCUGAUACAUUUUUGAGCUCCAUAACAUAUCAAAUUUUGUUUAAAUUAUAAAUAAUUCAUUAAAAAUGUUCAUUGUCAUGUUUUUUAUUGUGAGAAUAAUAAUGGUCUAAGCAGGAAACUGGUGUCAUUGAGUGUGAAGUUAAAAUAUUAUGUCAUGUGUUACUGAUUCAUGAAAGUGUUGGCAGCACUGUAGCUGGGUCAAUAUAUAAUUACAGGAGUUUCUGUAACAUAGUUGACAGGUAUCAUAGUUGACAUUUUAACUGUUUUCAGGCCUAAAAUCAUCAUGGCCACCUAUAACCAAACACCACAUGGCAUUUUAUGGAAAGAUUCUUCUAAAUAUUAUAUAUACACAAUUGUGUAAAAUAGAAAUUAAAAGUUAUUUAUAAAGAUAUUGCAGUAAACCUGCUGACAUGCGAUAAAUCCACACUUGACUCACACACUACUUUAUAUUAAAUAACUCAGAAAGCCUUGGAGUCUUGCCAGUCUUUUCUUCAGGAGGAAAUGACAUCAUGUGGAGCAGGUCAUGUGAUCUGGAAUUAACACACUUCAUUGAGAGGUGUUUUUGUAAUGAGUAACUUAGUUGGAAAUGAUUUCUUGGACACAGAUACAAUUUGUUAUUUUCCAUAUAAAAUUUGAUAUAUUGCUGAAAAAGAAAUAUCUGUCAUGAUUAUCUCAACUUAAUGAAAAAGAACACAAUCAAAACAUUUUUUGAAUAAGCUCAUUUUAUUACUGUUUAGCUAAUUAGAAGGUGGUUGUUAUUAAGUUCGGACGGUUAUUUAGGUGAAAUUUUAGUAAUAUCCAGUCAUUUUUUUAAUUAAUAAAUGAUAGUUUCCAUAAUAAAUAAUAAUGGAAUAUGUAAAGAAAUUAUCAUAAUGACCAUAAAAAACACUAUUUUUUUAAACUUACGAUUAUAUAUUGACCCGGCAAUUCAUUUGCAGUUGUUUUAUAUACUAUAACAAUUGCAGAAUCAUAUCUCAGAUUUGAGCUCACACUGUAUAUAGCUCCAUUCUUCCACAGUUUACCUUUAAUAUCGCUGCUAAACAAUCGCCUGUAAUAAAAGGUGAAAAUCAAACGCUGAUCUCACCAGAGGGAGCAGCGCCUUAGGCAACACUUUCAGACUUCUGCACUUGUGAUUUUCUGCUGUUGCACAUUUCUGCACGCUGGUGUGAAACCACGUGAGGGCAACGUUAUUAAAUCAUCCUUAUUGUUGUUGUUGUUGGUACUUUGUUUACUCCGCCCACCUGUCUGUGCUAUAAUAAGCCUCAGCCGGCAGCCGCAGCAGCAGCAGCAGCUCCGCCUCACGUGGAGCUGCGAGGUUUGGCACAGCUGCUUCUCUGAAAAAUGGAAGCCAACAUUGUUGUUCUGGGGACCGAGAGCGUCGGGAAAUCAGCUCUGACUGUGCGUCUCUUAACUCGGAGAUUCAUUGGGGAGUAUGGAGAUAUUGAAUCCAUCUACAGUCACAGUUUUAUAGCAGAUGGGAGGGAGAUCACUCUGAAUAUCUGGGAUUCACCCUAUUCUGAGGACUCGUCCGUGGAAACGUCCCUCUUCCAGAAGAAGGUCCGGUGGGCAGACAGCUUCAUUCUGGUCUACAGCAUCUGUGACAGGGCCAGUUUCAACAGCAUCAGCAGGUUCAUCCAGACCAUCAAGUCCACCAAAGACUACCUCGGGGCUGAUAAGCCGCCCAUAGUGAUCGUGGGCAACAAACGGGACCUGCACCACCGGCGGACGGUGCUGAGCGAGGAGGGCCGGCUGCUGGCUCUCAACACAGACUGCCACUUCUACGAGGUGUCAGCAGCUGAGAACUACCACAGCGUGCUCAUGGUGUUUCACGGCCUGGUGGACAGGAUGAAGGACGCCAAGCUGACCACCAAGAGGCCUCUGGGGUUCAAGGGCAUCGUGAAAAGCAUGUCUGCAGUGUUCGCCAGGAGACGGACAGACUCGUUUUAAGGCAGACGAGGAGGGAGCUGUGGAUGAAGCUGCAUGAGAGGGGUCAUGCCUUGAUGGAUGUUAUUACAAUCUGUCAGUAAAAGGUUACCACACGUGUCACAUCACUGUGCCAGAGGUAACACUGAAGGCACCAGAGGCACAAAAAACUGGAAGAUACUUUCAUUAGGAAGUGCAUAAGGAAGAAAGAAGGCCAUUAAGCUUCGGAAAACACGGACACAGAGCAGAGAUCACAGAUGUUUUCUGCACUUCAAGACAAACAAGACUGAUAAAAAUGAAAUAAAGUGGUCCUUAUACAGACUCUUGUCAUGUAACAUACUAUAGUGAGCAGCAAUGAAUGCAUUGUGUUUAAGCUAUGGACUAUAUUUUACCAAAUGUGGCUUCAGAUUGGAAGAUUCUAUGCACAGAAUAAAUGUGCCUUUAUUUAUGAUGCACAUGCCAAAGACAAUGUCUUAAGAAGGAAAAAAGCUGGUAAAACCUCAAGUGAAACUUUAUGUGUUACAAGAGAAAGGGACUGAAACGUCUCAGAUUCAUUCUUAAAGGUGAAACAGACACAUUUGUAUUUAUUCAAGUUUAAACAAGGAGAAGAAAGAAGAAACUACAUGUUUUCUAUAUUUAUGAGCUCUCCCAUGAUUCAUGCAUUGAACUGUACUGUUUGUAUGAAAUUUUAAGAGGUUUUCAAUAAAUGGUGUGCAGAA
This is a messenger RNA of Amphiprion ocellaris (clown anemonefish), 2816 nucleotides long. The coding region runs from base 1516 to 2121 and encodes 201 amino acids. Gene Ontology annotation, molecular function: GTP binding; GTPase activity. The record is from RefSeq and is a predicted model, not a curated record. The transcript is spliced from 4 exons. Lineage: Eukaryota; Metazoa; Chordata; Actinopteri; Pomacentridae.